UUUUUACUUUUUCAUCGACAUUCGCAACACCGGGUCUUAUCAGUCGCUCUAAUCGUCAUCAACUCCUAUUCGUAUUUUUAUCUCCGUUAGUAUGCGUUCGCACUCCACAGUUAUGCAACAAAUUUUUUCUAAUUUUUUUCUUUAUCAGUAUUUACUUUUUGCAUUUAAUUUGAAUACUACGCGUUAUCCACUUUGUUCCAUCUGCAACAGAGUUACAACAAUAUUACAUCUUUAAUUACUAUGUUCACUCUGUUCCGUCGUUCUCAUCAUUAUGGACACACACGAUAGAACAGCGCAACAUAUUAAAGGUGUAUUUCUCUAGUGCCCUAUUCACCUAUUAUAUUGCUGACAUAUGAUUCAUUAGACACUAAAAACCUUGCAGAAUGCCUUACACCAACGGGCCGUUUUUCAUAUUGUGCCUUAUGUGCUACUUCCUUAAGUUGCCUUUACAAAGAUCAUGUACAUAAUGAAUUUAAAUUAGAUUGCCUUCGUAUUUUGUGCAAUCAUUUAAAAUUAAUGUUACAACUACGAACUAUGCAAGAAAUGGCCAGUUGUGAAUUACCUUUAGAUGCUAAAGUAUAUGUCAGGUCUCUUAAAAAAGAAGAAGUACUUAAAGAUGGUUUGAUGAUUAUUGUACAAGAUCUACUAUUACUAGCUAUUUCAAAUGGAUUAAAAGUAGGUACCUAUGAUGCUCGUUGGAGAGUUCUCAUUUUAUAUGUUACUCGUAUUUUUGAUCUCGACUUAAAUAUAGUAGAUAAUUUUGAGUUACAAGUUGUAAAUUGUUUAUCAAAUUUUUUACCUGCACAAACUGAACAAGAACAAGCUGAUGCAGCACGCCGCAAUAAUAUAUCAAAAACAAAACGUUUUGCAAUGAUUGGAUUAGCAUCAGUUGGUGGUGGGAUUCUCAUAGGUUUAACUGGUGGAUUGGCUGCUCCUCUUAUUGGUUCUGGACUAGCCAGUGUACUUGGUUCAUCUGCAAUUUUUGGAGCAAUUGGAACUAUUGGAGGUUCUGCUGUUAUUGGAUCACUUUUUGGAGUUGCUGGAGCAAGUUUAACUGGGUAUAAAAUGCAUAAAAGAGUUGGUGACAUUGAAGAGUUCCAAUUUCACAAAUUAUCUACAGAUACAGAAACAGGAGAUGUUCACUUGCAUAUUACUAUUGUUAUAUCUGGAUGGCUCAGUGAUGAAAGAGAAAGCAGUUAUAUUCAACCAUGGGAAUAUCUCAGAGACAGUCCAGAGCAAUAUUAUCUGCGAUAUGAAUCUUCAUAUUUAUUAGAACUUGGAAAAGCUAUGGAUUACUUUCUUAGUUUUGCUGUAUCUGUUGCUGUACAAGAGUCUCUUAAAUACACUGUACUCUCAGGUCUAAUGGCAGCAAUUGCAUGGCCUGCUGGAAUUUUAGGCUUGUCUUCUGUUAUUGAUAACCCAUGGGGUGUAUGUUGUCGGCGGUCAGCUCAAGUUGGAAAGCAAUUAGCUGACACUUUACUGACUCAUAGUCAUGGUAAUCGCCCAGUUACAUUAAUUGGCUAUAGUCUUGGCGCUCGAGUUAUUUAUUAUUGUUUACGAGAAAUGUCUCAAAGAGAAAAAUGUCAUGGAAUUGUUCAAAAUGCUAUCUUAAUUGGUACUCCUUGUACUAGAAAUUCAUCAGAAUGGAAUAAAAUUACUCAGGUGGUUGCUGGAAGAGUAGUAAAUGCAUAUUGCAGGAGUGAUUGGUUACUCAAAUUCCUAUACAGAACACUCUCUAUGCAAGCGAAUGGAGUAGCUGGUCUUGAAGCUGUUCAGUCAAGUAAUGAUAGGAUAGAAAAUAUUGAUUUAACUAGCAUUGUUUCAGGACAUUUUGAUUAUCCUCAAAAGCUAUCAGAAAUUUUAAUGUUCAUUGGAAUUAAUGUAGAUGAAUCAGCCAAAUUAAAACAUCAAAUAAUUUCUACACAAUCUAUGCCUGAAGGAAUGUGUGAAAAAUUAAAUAUAAAUAAUCAUUUUGAUAAUAUGAAGAAAUCAAAAUCAGAAAUUGAUCUAGCGAUUAUGAGCAAAAAUAAUGAAGGACAAUGAUUAUUUCUAUCAGUUUUAAAUGUAUUAAGUUUAUUUGUCAAGUAAUUAUAUUAAGUUUUGUUAUGUGUUGGAAAAAUACUAUUAUAAAUUAAAUUUAUAUAUUCCUAUAUCUGCAAUUUAAAGUUUACCUAAAAAAUUAAUUAUCUAUGGUGCUCCAAAAUGUUU
Messenger RNA from Sipha flava (yellow sugarcane aphid), 2208 nucleotides. Its product is annotated as transmembrane and coiled-coil domain-containing protein 4-like. The coding region runs from base 517 to 2043 and encodes 508 amino acids. The record is from RefSeq and is a predicted model, not a curated record. Lineage: Eukaryota; Metazoa; Arthropoda; Insecta; Hemiptera; Aphididae. The transcript is spliced from 12 exons.